CCAGCUCACUCAUCACCUUCUUGCCGUGGUUUCAUGUGUAAUACGUCACAGGAAUCCAUUACAAGGAUGUAGCACAGUAUGUUCUUAGUUUUAUCAGUUAUGACUUACUCUGGCGAACUUUGAGCGCAAGUAUCUGAUGUGGAGAGUUAGAAAGCUUCUCCCUAUCUCUAUAAUGGCCAGACGCUUCCCACGACCGUGCUACAGUAGUAUGUGGUGGUUACACAGACAAGAGGUCAUCAUCAAAGUCAUCUCCUUUAUGUUGAAAUCUCACCGCGACAGUCGAGUUGCAGGUAGUCUCUUAGUAACCGCUCAGAUGCUCCAUUUACUAGUAUAUUGUUUGUAUGCCCAUGAUUAAGACUAUAAUGUGAAAUAUGGAGUGGUAUAGACACACAAGGCAUGCAAAUAAUUUUGAGAUAAGGAUACCAAAUUAUAACAACCGGGCAGAUGGUGUGAAGUAAAUAUCUUGUUUCCUGCACAUUUCAUCUGCCCCAUCUUCUUCACACAAUAUCAGCUCAACUUUCUGUUGCUAUCAAUACAUUUCCAUAUCUUUUUUUCCCACAUCUGUCCCUUUAAUAUUUGCUUUAAUCUCGAGGGGAGGACGCGAUAUCACGGAUGUGUUUACAUUGAUCAGCUGAUCGGCUUGUUGGCAACUUGCGGUCCUCGGAGGCUGCACGAGGACACACACAUAAACGCACAAACUCUGUCCAUCACCAUAACCUGUCCGGCCAGUGCAAGAAAACAGCUUUCAUGACAUGCAAUAAUCAUAGAAGAUUAGCAUGAAAUAAUCACAUGAAGAAUGAGUGGAAGCAGAUCUAUAAGCGUGAACAUAAACCCCAAGGUUGCAGUGGUGACAGCCUUGGGGACAGGCAUAGUGAUUGGUGCAGGUGUGGCUUACCUCUACACUCGUUUCCAUGAGCACACUCACCUUGUGCAGCAGAUCACAAACCUGCAUGUCUCUAUCUUGGAGGUGCUGAAGAAGGACUUGACAUCCACACAGUCUGGACAAGAGAGGCCAUGUUCCUGUGGGCGCUGUUCGUCCCUGUCCACCCGCUCGCCGCGCUUCAGGAAGACAGUCAGCUUCAGCAGCACUGCCACCACCGCAAGCUACAGGACAGCACCAGAGGGGGAUUCUGACAACAACCGAGCCAAUGACACUGAUUAUUUCUCUCCAGAUGAAGAUGAUGAUGAGUUCUUUGAUUUGUCAGCAGAUGAAAGUGAAGGAGCAAUUGUGUUUGGGAGCCAAGGGGACGAUGGCCGGCUGAAAAGGGAAGAAGACCAGACAGAGGAGGACCAGCUGAGCCGUUUGCUGGAACAAGUAGACAGCCUGGUUGAGGGAUGUGAGGAGGAUCAGACCCAGGCCUACAAUUUGCUCAAGGCUGAGGAACAAUUGUACUAUAAAAAUGCAGAGUUCCUGUGGAGACUUGCCAAAUCCACAAGAAACAUGUCAUGUAUUGAAGAAAAACAUGGCAAUCUAGAAAGCAAGAAAACAUAUAUAUUUGAAGCAUAUAGAUAUGCAGCGCAGGCCCUGGAGCUGGAUGAGCACAGUGCUGAGGUGCACAAGUGGUAUGGAAUUCUGGCUGGAGCAAAGGGAGAAUUUUUGAGCACAAAGGAGCGCAUUCACAAUGGACAGCUGUUUAAGUUACACAUUGACCGUGCUUUAGAGAUUAAGCCACAAGAUGCAACGCUACACCACCUUCUGGGACGGUUCUGUUAUGAGGUGGCACAGCUGUCCUGGCUGGAGCGUAGAGUGGCAGCUGCACUGUUUGCAGAGGUUCCGUCUGCCACCUUUGAAGAGACCCUGGAACACUUUAUGGCAGCAGAGAAGUUGAGACCAUCAGGAUGGAAGGAGAAUAGGCUCUUCAUAGCCAAGUGCUACAUCCUCAUGAAUGACUUCUCCCUUGCCUCAGCCUGGCUGGAGCAGGCAGCUUCAGCACCCAGUGUAACGCCUGAUGUAGGUCCUGCCAGGAUGAGAUUGUUCACAAAGAAAUACAAGAGCUGCAGAGCAAGUAUUCCUAGGAGGGUGGAAGGGGCCACGCAGUGAGUAUUCAAGACUGAGGUGAUAUUCAUGGUUGUUCUUUUAUAUAUCCAUGCCCAGUGUAAGUGAGUAGGUAAGUUUGGACUGUAGAUGUGCAGGUUUUACCAAUUUUAUUAGCGUCUGGAGACAAAGCUUAAGGUAUAUCUAUCUGUGAUGGUGGUUAGCAAUCUUAGGUGGAAAUUUUUAGGAGUGUUCUUACAUGUAGUACAAUAUAUUAUCAUAAGUGUAACGACAUACUACCUUUGACCAGUUAAAAUGUAUUUAUGCUUUUUGUGUAUAUUGAAAUCUCAAACAAAAGUAUGGAUAAGUACUGAGUAUCUCCAACGAUGGAGAGUAAGAUGCUUCUUGGAGUCUAAGGCAUCCCUCUCCAGAUAUAUAAGACCAAAAGUUCGGAUUUUUCAUGUUUUAUCGCUCACUCUGGUGACCAAAUAUGCAUCUUAGCCCUGGUGGUGACGUGCAUGUAUAUUAGGUAUUAUUUAUUGUUAUCAAUGUUGUUAUUAUUUAUUUUCUUGCUAAAUCUGUGGUCAUCAUGUAACAAGGCUUCUGCCGGUGUCAAAAUGCUUAAACUAAAGCAAUGUCGAAGUCCAUGGUAAUAAAAAAAAUGUUUAGUAA
Messenger RNA from Scylla paramamosain (green mud crab), 2647 nucleotides. Its product is annotated as regulator of microtubule dynamics protein 1-like. The coding region runs from base 797 to 2041 and encodes 414 amino acids. Gene Ontology annotation, cellular component: mitotic spindle pole; spindle microtubule; cytoplasm. NCBI's taxonomy places the organism in Eukaryota, Metazoa, Arthropoda, Malacostraca, Decapoda, Portunidae. The record is from RefSeq and is a predicted model, not a curated record. Gene Ontology annotation, molecular function: microtubule binding. The transcript has 9 exons.